AUGGGGAUAUUAUCUGAAGGCGCGAAUGAGUGGUUGUUCACUCAACGCGGCACGCACCGUCUGUCCAAGGAGGGUGAUGCCCCAGCUACCCGCCACUACUUCAAGACGCACUAUCAAUCCCUUGCGACGCCGUAUCGCCGUUCGCCGCUCUUAUUGACCGCCACUAGAUCCUCGAUGACUCGUGCGUCAUCUGCUAGCGUCAAGCCGCUUAAGAAGCCAUUGAUGGUCCUAGCCCUGAUGCAAUCACCCGUCAGCAAACCUCUUGCUGCCCCGCGCAUUCCCCAGACUGAGUGGAGCCUAUGCGUCAAAAAAGCUCGAGUCGAUUCUCUGCUGUUGUGA
Molecule: messenger RNA, 339 nt
Organism: Aspergillus chevalieri
Lineage: Eukaryota; Fungi; Ascomycota; Eurotiomycetes; Eurotiales; Aspergillaceae
Exons: 1
Coding region: 1-339 (112 amino acids)
Source: RefSeq, a predicted model, not a curated record